AUGGCGUCAAAGCUGGAGGACUGGGCUCUACCACGGCUUCAGCAACUCCUACCCUUGGACGACGAUAGCGGGAAGCAGGUCAUUCAAUACGCAGAGACAUUACCGAAGGAUGCGGCGGCGGAACAUCUAAAGAACUUACUCGGCGACGAUGCGAAGGCACUGGAGUUCAUCUCGAGCUUCAACCAGCGGCGGCAGAAUGCGCAGGCUUCCAGUACACCUACGAACCACGACAGACAAAUGGGGGCAUCACAGGCUUCGAACCGGCCUGCAGAGGCACCGCGAGCGCGAGGAGGUGGCCGAGGAGGAAAGAAGAGGGCCAAUAUCCAUGCGCUACCAGCAAGGCAGAUUGAAGAUCGUGGGAAUCUAGGAGGAGGCUACGUCAAGGCUGCGGAGAGCGAUUAUAUGCCUACAUCUUCACGGCAAAGGCAUAAAGAUGUGGUGGCGGACAACCUGGCGAUACGGCAGAAGACGCCCGAUGCUACUCAGAUGCCGCUUAUCACUGGAGAUGCGGCGCCUACAGACGAGCCGAUUACGUCGAAAGCACCGCCUUCAGCUGCUGGGCCGUUGAUAUCGGAUAGCUUGUCGCCACGGAAAGGUGGCUCGGCGCAGUCUUCAAGAGGCGCAUCGCCGGCGCCGAAGACGAAGGUCAACAUAUCUGGUGGAACGGCUAUGCAUGGAGCUUCUUCGACGCUUUCGGACCUUGAUUCAGCGAUUCGUAGUCUUGAAGUUCAGACAAACCCAAGUCUAUCAUCAACCGCGAACGCGGCAUCCGAAACCGAGAAGCGGAGAUGUAAUUGCAUGGCUACCCGACACCCUCUUCUCGACAUUGCACCGAACUGCCUCAACUGCGGCCAAGUCAUCUGCGUAAAGCAGGGCCUGGGUCCUUGCACGUUCUGCGGCAGUCCUUUGCUGAGCUCAGACGAGAUCUCAAAAGUGCUGCGAGUGCUCAAGGAUGAACGAGGAGAGGAGAGGAUGAAGGCCAAUAACUCUGCCCACAAAAAAGCUGACGUAGCCCACGGUAAGGCUCGCGCGUUCACUGGCCGUGACUUUCUCGCCCAGACAUGUUCAAAUCGAUCAAGUCCGCUCUCAUCUACUCCCGCAACACCCGCUGGAAGUGAUGACGAAGGAGAAAAGGCAGCAAAACAGCACCGCGACAAGCUGCUCAGCUUCCAAGCGCAGAACGCCAGACGAACGCAGAUCCACGACGAAGCAGCAGACUACGACGUCCCGAGUUCGGGGACGAGUAUGUGGGCAUCGCCGGCCGAGCGCGCGGCGCAGCUCAAGAAGCAGCAGAAGAUUUUGCGGGAGAUGGAAUGGAAUGCGCGGCCGGACUACGAGAAGCGAAAGGUCGUUGCGUCUAUUGAUUUGAAAGGCGGCAGAGUCGUGCGCAAGAUGGCUGAUGUGGAGAAGCCGGAUUUCAACGGCGGUACUGAUGAAGGUGCUGAGGUUGAUGAUGGCUAUGUAGCCCCUGCGCCUGAUGCAAGUCGCUCGGGAGGUGGCGGUGCGUUCAGCAAUAACCCGCUUGCGAAGGGGCUAAUCAAGCCGAAAGCCCGGGAGGAGAAGGGCAAGGGUACUGAGAGGGAGCAGCGGAACACGUGGAGAAGAGUGCAGAUGGAUGAGGACGAUAACGAGGGAUGGAUAUUGGAUGGUGGUGUGUAUGGCGGGAAUGUGGACGGCAGGGUGUUGGGUGAUGAGGAGCACGCUUUCGCAGCUUCGACGUCUUGA
Saxophila tyrrhenica is the source of this 1725-nucleotide messenger RNA. RefSeq lists its product as uncharacterized. Gene Ontology annotation, biological process: positive regulation of DNA-templated transcription. The record is from RefSeq and is a predicted model, not a curated record. The transcript has a single exon. NCBI's taxonomy places the organism in Eukaryota, Fungi, Ascomycota, Dothideomycetes, Mycosphaerellales, Extremaceae. Bases 1 to 1725 code for a protein of 574 amino acids. Gene Ontology annotation, molecular function: transcription coactivator activity; zinc ion binding. Gene Ontology annotation, cellular component: nucleus.